CUCCAAGAUGGCGCAGACGAUCUUCGAGGCCCUGGAGGGAAUGGACAAUCAGACCGUCCUGGCUGUCCAGUCGUUGUUGGAUGGUCAAGGAGCAGUCCCUGAUCCAACAGGCCAGAGUGUCAAUGCACCCCCUACUAUCCAGCCGCUAGAUGAUGAGGAUGUCUUUCUCUGCGGGAAGUGUAAGAAGCAGUUCAACUCACUGCCGGCGUUUAUGACCCACAAGCGGGAACAGUGCCAGGGGAAUGCCCCGCCCCUGGCCACAGUUUCACUGGCCACCAACAGCAUCUACACGCCUUCAGCAGCACCCACAGCAGUCCAGCAGGCCCCACCUCCUACGAAUCGCCAGAUCUCCACGUACAUCACAGUGCCCCCAUCCCCGCUGAUCCAGACCUUGGUGCAGGGGAACAUCUUGGUGAGCGAUGAUGUGCUCAUGUCUGCCAUGUCAGCUUUCACAUCCCUGGACCAACCGAUGCCCCAGGGCCCGCCGCCUGUGCAGAGCAGCCUGAACAUGCAUUCUGCGCCCAGCUACCUCACCCAGCCUCCACCACCCCCUCAACCCCCUCCACCACUGCCCCCACCCCCACCCCCUCAACCUCCACCCCCACCACCUCAGAGCCUGGGUCCCCCCGGGCGUUCCAACCCUGGUGGGAAUGGCGUGGUGGAGGUGUACAGUGCCACGGCACCUCUGGCUGGAAGUGGAACAGUGGAGAUCCAGGCAUUGGGAAUGCAGGCCUACCCACCCCUGGAGGUGCCAAACCAGUGUGUGGAGGCUCCAGUAUACCCCACGCCCCCAGUGUACAGCCCCGGCAAACAGGGAUUCAAACCAAAAGGACCCAACCCCACUGCCCCCAUGACCAACGCCACUGGGGGCACUGUGGCCACUUUUGACUCCCCACCAACGCUGAAGACUCGACGGGCCAAAGGUGCCAGUGGACUCCCAGAAGCUGCAGGGAAGCCAAAGGCUCAGAAACUCAAGUGCUCAUACUGUGACAAGUCAUUCACCAAAAACUUCGACCUGCAGCAGCACAUCCGAAGCCACACUGGUGAGAAACCCUUCCAGUGCAUCGCAUGUGGCCGUGCCUUCGCCCAGAAGUCUAAUGUCAAGAAACACAUGCAGACUCACAAGGUGUGGCCUCCAGGGCGCAGUGGUGGCACCAUCUCACGCAACUCUGUGACUGUGCAGGUCAUGGCCCUGAACCCCAGCAGACAGGAGGAUGAGGAAAGCACAGGGUUGGGCCAGACACUGUCGAGUGCCCCACAGCCCCAGGCCUUGCCCACAGCAGGUGAGGAUGAAGGGGAGAAGCUGGAGGGCAAGCAGGUGGUCCUCAUCGAUAGCUCCUACCUAUGCCAGUUCUGCCCCAGCAAGUUCAGCACUUACUUCCAGCUCAAGUCCCACAUGACCCAGCAUAAGAAUGAGCAGGUGUACAAGUGUGUGGUCAAAAGCUGCGCUCAGACGUUUCCGAAGCUCGACACAUUUCUGGAGCACAUCAAGAGCCACCAGGAGGAGUUGAGCUACCGCUGCCACCUCUGCAGCAAGGACUUUCCCUCACUGUAUGACCUGGGCGUGCACCAGUACUCCCACAGCCUCCUGCCGCAGCACAGCCCCAAGAAGGACAGCACGGUCUACAAAUGUGUCAAAUGUGUCAACAAAUACUCUACCCCUGAGGCCCUGGAGCACCACCUACAGACCGCCACCCACAACUUUCCCUGCCCACACUGCCAAAAGGUGUUUCCUUGCGAACGCUACCUUCGGCGUCACCUGCCCACACAUGGCAGCGGAGGCAGGUUCAAGUGCCAGGUGUGUAAGAAGUUCUUCCGGCGGGAGCACUACCUCAAACUGCAUGCUCACAUCCACUCAGGUGAGAAGCCCUACAAAUGCUCAGUGUGUGAGUCCGCAUUCAACCGCAAAGACAAACUGAAGAGACACAUGUUGAUCCAUGAGCCAUUCAAGAAAUACAAAUGCCCCUUCUCGACACACACAGGCUGCAGUAAGGAGUUCAACCGGCCAGAUAAGCUGAAGGCUCAUAUCCUCUCCCACUCUGGCAUGAAGCUCCACAAGUGUGCCCUGUGCAGCAAGUCCUUCAGCCGCCGCGCCCAUCUCGCUGAGCACCAGCGCGCCCACACCGGCAACUACAAGUUCCGCUGUGCUGGCUGCGCCAAGGGCUUUUCCCGCCACAAAUACCUCAAGGAUCACCGCUGCCGCCUCGGACCCCAAAAGGAUAAGGACCUGCAAGCCCGGCGGCCCCCCCGGAGGAGGGCUGCCCCCCGCAGUGGCAGUAGUGGUGGACACAAGGUGGUGACCCCCCUGCCUGACCCACUGGGGCUGGAGGAGUUGAAGGACCCAGGGACUGGACCAGUGCAUGAGGCUGCCCCAGGCAAGCCACCCUUCUCAGAGCCGGAUGCCGUGCUGUCCAUCGUAGUAGGUGGCACGGUGGGCAGUGAACCUGAGCUGGUAGUGCCUGGGCAUGCCGAGGGCCUGGGCCCCAACCUGGCACUGGCAGAGCUACAGGCGGGGGCUGAUGGCCCGUGUGCCAUGCUUGCUGUGCCUGUCUACAUCCAGGCCUCUGAGUGAUGGACCCAUGGUGUUUGCUCCCGUAGCCCAGCCUGAUGCUCACCUUUGGGUCCAUGGCCUCUGGGGACAGAUAAGAUCCUUCCCAGUGGAAGCGAGCUGUCAGCAGAGAUGGCCUGUGACUGCCCUGCUGUGUCCCCUAUCCCUCUGGAAAGCCCUGUCGCAUUCUGGGACCUGGGGCAGGGCUGCUUAUGGCUUCCAGGCAGGAGUGAUAGCAAGAGAGAUGGCUGAAUCUGAGUGGCCCAGGGUUUGGCUGGUGCAGGCUUGUAGUUGGGGAGCCUAAACAGAGAAGACAGGGUGGUCCUGCCCACCCCGCUUUGGGCUGCCUUAGGGCUGGCCUGUAGUCAGGUUGCUCUUUGGGCAGCCUGACAUGGUCAGAGCCCUUAUCUGCUAUACAUUUUUACAUAUGGUUCCUCACAGCAUCUUCAGAUGACUCUGAUGUAGGCACUUGGGAGGCACUCGAGUGCUGUGGUUAGAGUGCAGCUAUCAGCCAGAUCUGGCUUCAAAUUCAAGUGCUGUACUCACUGCCGUGUGACCUUGGGUGAGUCACUUCACCUCUCUGAGCCCUGUGUUCCUCAUCUGUACAAUGAGGGUAAUGACAACACUACCUCAUAGGGCUGUCAUGGGGACCUGGUAUGAUGAAAUAUGCAAAGGGUUCACAUAGUGCCCGGCACUUGGAAAGUGCUCAAUAAAUGUUUUUAUCAAAAUGUGUGU
Molecule: messenger RNA, 3283 nt
Organism: Eptesicus fuscus (big brown bat)
Lineage: Eukaryota; Metazoa; Chordata; Mammalia; Chiroptera; Vespertilionidae
Gene: ZNF341
Product: zinc finger protein 341
Exons: 15
Coding region: 8-2572 (854 amino acids)
Source: RefSeq, a predicted model, not a curated record